UGGCGCACUUUCUUGUUUACGGCAUUUCAUUUUCUGCCGAAAUUCGCAAAGGCAACUUCCCCGAUUAAAUUAAAUCUUAAUAAUUUGCUAGAAAAUGAUGGAGGCCUUUGAUCCACGUUCGAUUAUCAACGGCGGCAUGCUGAAGCAGUUUUCUGGCCAAACAGUGAGCAUUAUGGUUCGCGUGGAGAGCGUGGCAGGAUCCACUUUGCUGGCCAGUUCUACGGAUAACCACAAGCUUAAGAUCAACCUUCCGGGAGAAUUGUGUGCCACCGAUGGAGCCUGGGUGGAGGUCAUUGGAGUGCCCCAUGGCGCAGAUACCAUCAGGGCUAAGGAGGUUAUUGAAUUCGGCGGCGAGAAGAUCGACUUCGACAAGGAUGGCUACAAUGGCUUGAGCCACCUGAUCAACAAUGUCAAGGCCUUCUAUCGCAGCGGCUAGGUGUCCAUCAUCUCAUUUCCACAUUAAGAUCUAAGAAUUAUAUAUACGCUAAUCUUAUUUGUUUCCAUGUUUUGUUAACUGGAAUAAACUAUAAAUAUUAAGAAGGUGUUA
Messenger RNA from Drosophila rhopaloa, 547 nucleotides. RefSeq lists its product as uncharacterized. Gene Ontology annotation, cellular component: DNA replication factor A complex; site of double-strand break; nucleus. The transcript has 2 exons. Gene Ontology annotation, biological process: base-excision repair; mismatch repair; double-strand break repair via homologous recombination. The record is from RefSeq and is a predicted model, not a curated record. The coding region runs from base 95 to 436 and encodes 113 amino acids. NCBI's taxonomy places the organism in Eukaryota, Metazoa, Arthropoda, Insecta, Diptera, Drosophilidae. Gene Ontology annotation, molecular function: damaged DNA binding; single-stranded DNA binding.